GCUCACACGCAGAUAGAGCUAACAUUAGAGAGAAGCUUCUAGUUAUGUCAGGUUAGUACGUCUCAUUUGAGGCUUUGAACCAGUCCAUAACUCGCGAGUCCACGGACAUGUCCCAAACGGAGGUCAAGCGAGGUAAAGUGUGCUCCAUCUGUGGAGGUGUGAAUGAAUCCUACCACUUGAACUACGGAGCCAGUAGUUGCCUCAGUUGUCGGGCCUUCUUCCGGAGGGCCUUAGGGCGCUCACAGAAUCCCCAACUCAAAUGUAAAAUGGGAGGCAAUUGCGUGAUCACGGUGGAGAACCGCCAUUGCCGCAAAUGUCGGUUUGCCAAGUGUCUGGCGGCGGGGAUGCGGAAGGAUUUGGUGAUGAAUGACGGUGAAAAGGUCCAUCGGUUUAGGAAGUUGCUGAAAACGCAAAGGCUGGUCGAGGAUAAGACCCAAUCACCCAAGGUGGUAAGGUACAAGAAGACCAAACCCGAUGUAAAGCUAAUAGUGGGCCACGAGCCUUGGAACAAGGAAUGGCUGACCAUGGUGGACGCUGAAAUGGAUAUGGCAGAGUUCCAAGAGGCUCUCCAAGGCAGAGGACCUGUCAGUCGAAAGCUCUUGCUAAAACAUCUGGUUCGGAUAAAGUUUGUGGUGAAUGCGUUUUUGGUCAACAGUGAUAUCGCCAAGUCGGAUCAAGGGACUUUAUUUCGAAGCAAUGUGCUGAAGAUCAUUUGCCUGGCUCUGGGACAGGCCUUGAACAAGCACUUCAGUAGCGACGAUAGCAUGCAGUGGAUCCUUUGUGGCAAGCGAUGGCCGAGGGUGGAAGAGGACGAGACCCAGUGUAAGCAAAACCCUCCUGGUAAUCUCGUGACCCUUCUGUCGCCGCCGCCCGAUAUGCUCAAAGGCUUGGAAUUGUCGGUCAAAAAACUGAACCUCUCUCCAGAGAGUUUUGGCACCAUGGUGGUGGCGCUCCUUUUGCAUGAUCAUGAAUCCCUCUUUAUCGAGGACAUCGCCACUGUUGAGGCUCAAUGGCGUCAAGCCCAACUCCAUUUGAAAGGCUUGCGGUGGGAUCAUCUCGCGGAAUGGCUGGAUAGCUUCAAGUCGAACGUAUUGUCAUCAUGGUUCCCGGAGUUGAUCCAUGACGAGAACAACAAGAUCGCAUCGGUUGCAUCAGCUACAUCGUCCGUUGCAAUUGAACUUAAGAUAUCAAAAGAUUUGAAGUUAUUGGAUGAAUCCAUAAGGAGUAUUAGCUACGGAGAAGAAGCCAUGAUGGAAUGUCUCAUGUUCAACUUGGAUGUUCCUUUAACGAGAAGGUUUUACACAAUGAUCGCUCGGAUCUGGUCGGAGCGAUCCUUCGACUUGUUCAGACGCUGUUAUGACAUCCGUGGGAUGACUACCCAACAGCAAAACGCGUGUUUGUCAGCCUUGGAGGCCCCAUCUUUGGCCUUAGUGCAAGCCAUCAUGGAGGCCCUGCCCAAUGGAGAAGAGCAAGUGAAAUUUGCUUGCGGCCACACGGAUGUAGAACUGUUCAUUGAAAAGUACCGAUCUCAAUUACCUGGAAACACUUGGAAGGCUAUGACUGUGCAAUCUAUGAACGCUUAUGAGACCCUGUUUAGUGAAGAGACUCAAAAGGCCGUGCUCAAAUGCACCAACUCAUUAUGUGCAUUUGUGCGCGAUGAAACUACAUUUAGACUCCUUUUGCUCUAUAGCAUUUCAGCAUGUGUCAAUCUAGUUGGCUUCAAUCACGUGAAUGUAUACCUGAGAUAUAUGAAAAAUCAUCUGGCGAAAUUGGGAUUUUCAAAUCCAACCGAAGUCAUGUCCAACUGUAUCGAAAGCACCAACCAAUUGACCCAUGUGAUUUGUCCCACCAUCCGAUAGGGUCCAAUCUCAUGUUCAGUGUGUUUUGUCCAUCAGUCACGAUAGACUUGAUAAUUAGUCAAAUUCUACCUCAUCCUGAUGUGAUUUUUUAGAGAAAAAUACAUAUAUUUAUCUGUUGGCCAUCCAA
Molecule: messenger RNA, 1986 nt
Organism: Tigriopus californicus
Lineage: Eukaryota; Metazoa; Arthropoda; Copepoda; Harpacticoida; Harpacticidae
Exons: 1
Coding region: 108-1859 (583 amino acids)
Biological process (GO): negative regulation of transcription by RNA polymerase II; positive regulation of transcription by RNA polymerase II; cell differentiation
Molecular function (GO): nuclear receptor activity; RNA polymerase II cis-regulatory region sequence-specific DNA binding; zinc ion binding
Source: RefSeq, a predicted model, not a curated record